Echinops telfairi (small Madagascar hedgehog) is the source of this 1998-nucleotide messenger RNA. Its product is annotated as zinc finger protein with KRAB and SCAN domains 5-like. The record is from RefSeq and is a predicted model, not a curated record. The coding region runs from base 423 to 1616 and encodes 397 amino acids. NCBI's taxonomy places the organism in Eukaryota, Metazoa, Chordata, Mammalia, Afrosoricida, Tenrecidae. The transcript has 4 exons.
UACUUCCGGCGAGGAAGUGGCGUUCGGAAGUGUCGGCUUCGGUUUUUCUCUCCGAAUUUCAGCGAUUCUUCUCCUACGUGGAGGCUGAUUUUCCACGAGGGCUCUUCGGAAGUGGACCGGGGGGGAAGUGGGCCCGAGUCCCUGCCUGGAUUCAAGGAAUUCAGGUCCAAGUCGGUUCCUAUCCGACUGCCUCCCUCCGGGACCAAUGAAGAUCGUGGUUCCUCUGUGAGGCUCUGUAGGUGGAAGGAAUGAGCCAGUGUCGAGCGCUGUAACGUUUCUGACCCCUGCGCUGACUUAAGUUGACUUAUAGUGGAGGGGAGAAGCGGCCGCAUCUGGAUCCGUUAGUUGACCAACCGCUGUUGAAGGUGCCGGUCCGGAGAUCUUAAAACAGCUCCAGAGAUAUUUGCGCAUUCUGAGUUGGAAUGAUAAUGACAGGCUCCCAGGAAAUUAUAGACUUAGACCCUCCGGUUCAAACUUCGCAGGAGCAGGAAGACCUCCUAAUAGUGAAGGUGGAAGAAGACGACGACGACGGCACCUGGAUGCCGGAGUACAACAAUCCACCAACCUUUGAGACUUUCCACCAGCGCUUUAAGCACUUCCGGUACCAGGAGGCAGCCGGACCCCGGGAGGCCCUCAGCCAACUCCGGGUGCUCUGCUGUGAGUGGCUGAGGCCCGAGCUGCACACCAAGGAGCAGAUUCUGGAGCUGCUGGUGCUGGAACAGUUCCUGAGCAUCCUGCCCGCAGAGUUGCAGACCUGGGUGAGAGAGCAUCGCCCGGAAAGCGGAGAGGAGGCCGUGGCUGUGGUAGAAACUAUACAGAAAGAGUUUGAGGAACGCCGUCAACAGAUUGCUGAAGUGCUUCCUCAGAAGCCGGUGCCGCCUAGAGCUGGGCAGGCAUCCUCCAGGGAGCAGCGCCUGUCCGUGGAUGUCCAGCCCAAAGAAGAGCCGCAGCAACCUCGCUUUCUGGAGGAAAAUGAUGAUGAAUCCAAGAAUGACAGCAUGGACCUCAUUAUAGAGCAGCUGUCGGAUGAAGCCGGAUCCCCCUGGACGCCACCGGAAAACGCCGAGAGGAAUGAGCCCCAGAGCCCAAAGUGUGCACAAGUUAGUGACCCUAAGGACGUGGUAGAAAAGUGGCAGGUAAACCCCACUGCAGGGAAAUCAAGGCAGAAGCCUUCAAAGAAAGGAGAGCUUGGUGCAACCACAGGCAUUACCCGUAAGCAAAAGAGAAGCGGUAAGAGAGGUCACAAAUGUAAUGAUUGCGGGAAAUUUUUUCUCCAAACCUCCAACUUCAAUCAGCAUCGCCGGAUCCACACUGGAGAAAAGCCAUUUAAAUGUGGUGAAUGUGGGAAGAGCUAUAAUCAGCGUGUGCACCUUACCCAGCACCAGAGAGUCCACACUGGUGAGAAACCCUAUAAAUGUCAAGUGUGUGGAAAACAUUUCCGGGUGAGCUCACACCUGGUCCAGCAUCACACGGUGCACAGUGGAGAGAAACCUUACGGAUGCAACGAGUGCGGGAAGAACUUCGGUCGGCAUUCCCACCUGAUCGAGCACCUGAAACGUCACUUCCGAGAGCAGUCCCAAAGAUGUAUGCACGAGCAGUUUGUUUUGGGGGAUUAAGAGCGAGAAGCGGUUGAUUAGCUUAGGACAGGUGGGUCGUGAGGCUGGGAGCAAUAAGGAUGGGCAGAUAGAGCAGCUUAGCUGGUCCCUUCUUAGACUUUCUCUCUGAUUAUCAAGCUAGCAGGUAGAACUGUAUGCUUCCUCUCUACUUACCCCUACCCCUUUCCACAGAAGUACCUGCUUUUAACUCUUACCUGUUUCUUCUGGUGAUUCUAUAUUUUUAAAAUAAUACUGCUGUUUCUUGAAUGAUCAAUUUUAGACAUCCAAUUUUUGAUUAUUAUAGUAAAUGAGAUUUUUUUAAAUUCUCUUAAUGCUUCUUUCCCUUUUUCGUAAUUUAGUUAUUUCACUUGUUUUAUUCUAAAAUAAUAAAAUAACAGUAGUA